Messenger RNA from Eufriesea mexicana, 1449 nucleotides. It is a transcript of the gene Deaf1, whose product is annotated as deformed epidermal autoregulatory factor 1. Gene Ontology annotation, cellular component: nucleus. The transcript has 4 exons. The record is from RefSeq and is a predicted model, not a curated record. Gene Ontology annotation, biological process: regulation of transcription by RNA polymerase II. Gene Ontology annotation, molecular function: DNA binding; DNA-binding transcription factor activity, RNA polymerase II-specific. The coding region runs from base 19 to 1440 and encodes 473 amino acids. Lineage: Eukaryota; Metazoa; Arthropoda; Insecta; Hymenoptera; Apidae.
GAGGCGAGAACAGCCGAAAUGGAGGAGAGUCAAACAUCGGAAAGUGUCGCCGUGCUACCGGACAUGUCCGAACCGUUGACGAGCGAAACCGAGGAGGCGUCUGCCCUAACGACAGAACACGAGGCGCAUCCCGUCGCCGUGACGGCGAGCGUCACUCCAGUACCGGGUGUUCCUGGUGUUCCAGGAGUCGGUGUACCGGUUUCUUUACCCGUUGGCUCUAUCAUCGGUGUUGCAAAUUCAACCAACGGCACGACCUUCAACGUCAUCACAUCAGACCAACUGCAGUUACCUGGUUCAGGACAGUUUAAACAGAUGCUAUGUGUAGAUAAUGGUUUCAUUUGUGAACCUCGACAUGACAAAGACACAGAUUCUCUACGUUGGAAUGGUGAAUUGAAAGCAACACAUAUAGUAAUUCAAAACAGUACAGAAGAGUCUGAAUCUGAACAGAUACAUGUUUCUACUGCUAGUACACAACCCAUAUGUAGUUGGUCAGAAUCUGCUAAUUUAGCAGUAUUACCUGUUAGAUGUAAAAACACAAAUGCAGAAUUACACAAAAGUAGAUUUGGAUCUGGAGGAAGAGGAAGAUGUAUUAAACUUGGUCAAGACUGGUAUACGCCAAGUGAAUUCGAAGCACUUUGUGGGAGAGCAUCUAGUAAAGAUUGGAAACGUAGUAUUCGAUUCGGUGGUAGAAGUUUACAAACAUUAAUCGACGAACAAAUUUUAAAGCCACAUGCUACCUCUUGCACUUGUGCAGCAUGUUGUGACGAUGACAGUGCAACAGGCCCUGUAAGAUUAUUUACACCUUAUAAACGUAGAAGAAGAGCUAGAGAUACAUCUGAUGGAGAAACACCAUUGCGUAAACUUAAAAGCGAUAAUUCGCGAGAUGGUAGUAAUAACGACGAGAGUGAUGGCGAAGUCGUUGUACCUGAUAAAGAAGUAUGGCCCCAGUUUGUUUCAGCAGAUGGUUUAGUUGUACAACAGUCACAAGAUCCGGAUACUGUUGUUCAAAAUGUACAUCACUCAGAGAAUGGACAAAGCGACGAUAUAUUUAAAAAGCUUGACGAGAUGUCUAAUAAAAUGUUAAAGUUGGCUUAUGAAUUUAGGCGUACCUUGGAAGAAGCUAAGGAAGUAAAUAGGCAACAAAGAAGAGAACAAGCACUAGUGGCACAAUUAGGGGGUAGAGGAGAUGUCAUUGAAACUGUUGGUUUACAACCAGCAUCGGAUAGUCAUAAUAAAAAGUGUGCCAACUGUAACAGAGAAGCAUUUGCAGAAUGCUCUUUAUGUAGACGAACACCUUAUUGCUCUACAUUUUGUCAACGCAAAGAUUGGGCAGGUCAUCAAGUGGAAUGUGUAAGAGGUGCUGCAGAAACUGUAAUGCUUAUAGUUGAAAGUAGUAGUGGAGAUACUAGUGCUCUUGCUACAACUGCUGGGGACCAAUAGCUAGUGUUU